Messenger RNA from Metarhizium brunneum ARSEF 3297, 1134 nucleotides. RefSeq lists its product as uncharacterized. Gene Ontology annotation, cellular component: endoplasmic reticulum. The record is from RefSeq and is a predicted model, not a curated record. Lineage: Eukaryota; Fungi; Ascomycota; Sordariomycetes; Hypocreales; Clavicipitaceae.
AUGAAGCUUACGACCGGGCUCAUUACCGCCUUUGCGGGGUACGUUGCUGCCGCACAGCAAUCCGCCCAAGUGUUCAUUGUGCCCGCCGGCGAUGCGUCGUCGCCUCCCGCGAUCACCCCCAGUCUCGCUCGGCUACUACUUUUGCAACGACUUGCCCCCAGUGGUCGGGGCUUGUCCCUUCACGAUAUCCCGAAUGGCGUCGGCCCUGAACAUGCAGUUUCUCUCAUCAGCCGCUUCGGAAAAAACAUUCCUCCUUUGUUCUCGGACGGACAAGCCACCGAACCCAGCCAAUUAGUCUUGAUGCUAGAGGGCAUGGAUGACAAGCAGAUGAAGGACCUUCAAAAAGCACUCAGCAUGAGUCCAUCAUUCACCAUAGCAGACCCGCCUUCUGACAAGGCGCACCGAGAUCUGAUGGAGCUGGACUUCUACAGGGCAGGUGUUGCUGAUGGAAGCAAGUGUUCUAUUCAACAGUUGGUUAACCCUCUAGAAAACUGUUGGGCGGGCAAGCGUUCUGCUGCAGCCAAAUUUAGUAUCAAAAAGAAUCCAGAACUCCUCGACGAGGUGCCGAAACAAAUCAAACAGCUCAUCCGACUUGCGAAGUCCGGGGAACUUCAGACAACUAUCGUCGCCCUUCCUUCAACCAAGAGCUCUAGCAAUUGGCUAGACGAGCAGCAACAAGAGCUGCGCCGCCGUCAAGCCGAACAGGUCAUUUCCUCUUUUGACAGGCCUGCAGCAAAUGCUGAGCCGACCUCAACACCCAAGCCGGACCCCAUCUUUGACUCAAGCGAGCGGAUCAAAGCCUGCUAUGAAACUAAGGAAGCGUGCAUGGCCAGCACUCGCAACUGCUCCUCGCAUGGUGAGUGUCAAGACAAGUAUGCCAAAGUCGAUGGGUCCAAGAAUACCGCCGCAUGCUUUUCUUGCCAUUGCCAACGUACCCGGAGCACGUCUGGAAGUCUGACAACCUGGGCUGGUCCAACAUGUGCAAAGAAGGACGUCAGUGUUGCAUUCUGGCUAUUUGCUGGUUUCACUCUCGCCUUGGUCGGUAUUCUCUAUUUAGCCAUCAGCAUUUUGUUCAACGUUGGCGAGGAGCAGCUUCCUGGUGUAAUUGGUGCUGGCGUUUCGCGGUCCAAAUAG